AUGAAAAUUUUAAUUGUAAAUGGGUAUGGGAAAUGUAUAAAAGGAUUCAGAAGUUCAGAACAUUAUAAAUAAAUGAUAAAAGAUGUAUUGAUGAAUAGUAAAUUAAGUUGUUAGCAGGAAAAAAGGAAAUGAUAGAUACAGAGUUAGAGUUCUUUAUAGCAGAUAGAGAUACAAUAGAUGAUUUCCUAUAUGAGAUUGAUAGUUCUUUUGUAAGAGUAGAAUGUGGUAAGAUGUUUGAUUCAAUUGAUUUGAUAUUCUUUGAAGGAGACGCUAAUCUUAGACCAUGGUCACCUAAUGCAUAUAAAUUUCUUAUAUUUUUAAGAAUGUGUAUGAGAAGUAAUAAGAUACUAUUUGCAUCCUCUUUUGCUAUGCAAGGAUUAGUAUUUUUGAUAGCAUCUAAUAUCGAAUGUGUAUAUUAUGUAAUUUAUUUUAGUAAUUAUCAAUUGUAAAUGGAUUAAAUGGAAGUUAACUAGGUGAUUUAUCUAAAAUAAAAAAAUCAAUGAACGAAAUUCGUAUGAGUGAUUACUUUUUAGAUAAUGUAACAGGUGAUCUAUAUAGUUUUAAUUAUGAUACUGGAGAAUGGGUAGGAAAAGGUAAUGCUGGACUUCAUAGUAGAAGAGCAGCUGAAGAAUUCAAAACUAUAGGUAAGUAUAUUGUUAAGGCACCUCAAUAUAAAGUAUAAAGAAUGAAAGAAAUAGAUUUAUUAUAUGUAUCUAAAGAAAACGAGGUUGUUUGUUCUUUGAGAAAGAACUCUAUGCAUAAUUAUUUAUUCUAUGAUUUACCAUUUGAAUUUGUUGUUCCAUUUAAAAAUUCUUGGGAUGUUCAUCCAUUUAAUUUUGUAAACCCUAAAAAAACAUUUUAAACUAUGGCUGAUUGUGAAAAAGGUUACAUUUCUAUAUCUAUUCUAUUCAAGGUCCACUUGUCAUUUCUGUCUCUGAUAACAUUGUGGCCACUCAAUUCUCUAUCAGAUCCAAAUAUAAAGAAACUGUCUUAAUGUUAAAAAAUUUUAUGGGAUAUUAAUUAAGUAUAUCUAUUUAAUAUCUAGCCAAAUUAUGUUCUGGAAGAGCUUAGACUAUACCUAUUGAAAUUGCAUCAAUUAAAUAAAAUGAUAAUGCUAUGGAUAUUUAUCUUGAAUAAUUAAGUAGAAGUAAGUAUAAUAAUCAAAAAACAAUCAAAUUUAAUGUGAUUACAGAAUUUCAUCAUGCUGGUUUUGCAGCUAAAAAGUCUAAUUAAUUAGAUGUUGUUGUAAAUAAUUCUAUUGGUAAAAAGAAAUUCAAAUAAACUUAAUCAAAACUUAAUCCAAAAGAUUUAGAUCAAUUGCUAUUAUAUGUAAUAAAUAAUUCUUAUUAAAAAAGAAUCCUUCCACAUCAACUAUUUAAUUAUAAUAAUAAUCAUAAUAAUAAGAACCCUAACCAAAAUAAAGUAUUUAUUGUUCUUCACCAAAUCAUUUUGAUGAAGUAAGAAAUUAAGCCUUUUAAAGAUCUAAUAUAGAAAUUAUUCAAACUCUCCAUCCUUCUAUUGAUCCUGCAUUAUUUGCUUAAAAUAGACCUUUAUGGGUUCCAGGUUAUCUAUCUUAAACUCGUUUAUAAAAAUGUUAAAUGAAUAAAAAAUAAAAUACUACAAGUGAAGAUAAUCCUUCUAAUACACAUAUUUUGACUGAACUUAAAUAUAAUACAACACCUAGAAUUCCUAGGGGUUAGUCUCAACCUCAUUUCAGAGUUAUCUAAAAAGAUAAAUGGAUGACAAACAAAAAUUUUUAAGUUUGA
Paramecium sonneborni is the source of this 1766-nucleotide messenger RNA. NCBI's taxonomy places the organism in Eukaryota, Ciliophora, Oligohymenophorea, Peniculida, Parameciidae. The record is from the annotation of a GenBank genome assembly.